Molecule: messenger RNA, 1501 nt
Organism: Trematomus bernacchii (emerald rockcod)
Lineage: Eukaryota; Metazoa; Chordata; Actinopteri; Perciformes; Nototheniidae
Gene: strn3
Product: striatin, calmodulin binding protein 3
Cellular component (GO): dendrite
Molecular function (GO): protein-containing complex binding; armadillo repeat domain binding; protein phosphatase 2A binding
Source: RefSeq, a predicted model, not a curated record
UCCAGGGAGAGAGAGAGAGAGAGAGAGAGAGCAGUAAUGGCGGCCGGUUAGAGCCAUACACAAACACCGUCCGCAAACAGCCGCUCUCACCGCACCGCGCUCCGGGGGGCAGCUAGCCUCACACACUGCGGCGGAGCGACACACACGGAGCGGAUACACCGACUCUAACGGAGAGAGGGGGGGGGGAACCGGACCGGGCGGGAAUCAUUUCAGUUGGACCGUUUGCUGCCUGGGACUUUCCUUCUACUUUUCUAAAAAAAAACAACAUGGAUGAGCACCCCGGCGGAGGAGGAGGGGUCGGAUCCCAGAGACAACCUCCACAGUCAGGGAGCAAUAAUGGAGGUGGUGGAGGAAUCAUGGUGCCGCACCAGCCGGACGAGAUGCCCCGGCAGCAGUACACCAUCCCCGGCAUCCUGCACUACAUCCAGCACGAGUGGGCCCGCUUCGAGAUGGAGAGAGCGCACUGGGAAGUGGAGAGGGCCGAGCUCCAGGCGAGGAUAGCGUUCCUUCAAGGCGAGAGGAAAGGUCAGGAGAACCUGAAGAACGACCUGGUUAGAAGAAUAAAAAUGUUAGAAUAUGCUUUAAAACAGGAAAGAGCAAAGUACCACAAGUUAAAAUACGGCACAGAGUUAAACCAAGGAGAGAUGAAGAUGCCAAGCUUUGAAUCAGACGCCAAAGAGUCCGAGGUCUCUGCUGUUCCUGCCAACAGUCAGCUCACCUGGAAGCAAGGGAGGCAGCUCCUCAGACAGUACCUGCAGGAGGUGGGAUACACAGACACCAUCCUGGACGUUCGUACGCAGAGGGUCCGCUCUCUGCUCGGCCUGUCGGGCUCCGAGCAGAACGGAUCCGUGGAGAACAAGAACCUGCAGCACCUCAUCAACGGAACCGAGCGCCGCAAGGACAGCAAGAGGAGUCCAGGCGACGUUCUGGAGACGUUCAAUUUCCUGGAGAACGCAGAGGACAGCGACGAAGACGAGGACGAAGAGGGAGACCUGAUGGACGAUAUCAGCACAGACAAACAUCACAGAGCCAAGAAACACAAGACCAAGGUGGGGAACGAGGGCUUGGCCUCGGAGGACGACGCCGACACGGAGGAGGCUCUGAAGGAGUUUGACUUCCUGGUGACGGCGGAGGACGGAGAGGGAGCCGGAGAGGCUCGGAGCUCCGGAGACGGGACCGAGUGGGCGGAGCCUCUCCCGUUCCCUCCCGGCGGGGGGAAGUCCUUCCUGUUGGGCGGCGACGACGUGAUGGAGAGCGUGCUGGGGCUGGGCGACCUCGCCGACCUCACCGUCACCAACGACGAGACGGACUACAGCUACGAUCUGCCGUCCAAUAAGGAGUCCUCGUUCAGGAAGACGUGGAACCCGAAGUACACGCUGCGGAGCCACUUUGACGGCGUGCGGGCGCUGGCCUUCCACCCCGUGGAGCCCUGCCUGGUCACCGUGUCCGAGGACCACACCCUCAAACUGUGGAACCUCACCAAGACCGUCCCCGCCAAAAA